GCUUGUGUCUAUUCUUGGUGCUGCUGCAAAUAAAUACAUCUCCUGGCUCAGGCUGGCCCACAAACGUCCAAACAGUGGGCGAGGGAGUGUACGAUUUUUGCGCGCAUUUUCCCUUUUCGCGCACAACAGAUAAAUAUUUUCUCUGCAAACACAGUCGGGAUCGGCUUGUGUGUGGUUCUGCUCUUUUACGAUAUUGCCUAUCGAUCGCUCUGGACUCUGGACUGGAUCAAUGGUGACCUGCAGCUCUGGAUCUGGUCUGGUCUCGGCGAAACCUUCGGGCCGUACGCUCUACGUCUCUACAUUCCGGUGUGGCCAAAAAGGAGCAAUCGAGCGCGGCCGUAUCAAAUCAAAUCGGAAAGAUAAAUAUGCAAACGCAUAUUGACAUCUAUGCGGUGGAAAUGAUGAAAGGUUGCCAGUGGUGCUGGACUGGCUAGCAGACGAUUGCUGCGGGCGAUUGUGCCGUAGUGUUUCUGGCUGACCGUUUCGGUACUUGUUGCUAUGGGAUACGCCGUGAGGUGUGCACUGCAGUGACAGGGGUUGUUUUGACACGGCCGCUCAUCACUAUUUGAUGCUUGCGGGAAAAUUGCACCACAAAUUGUGUGUUAAACGGUGUUAAAGCUAUUAAAAAAAUACAAAAAUCUAAAGUACAAUUGAAUAGGACGGCGUGAAAAAUACGUGAAGGUUCGUUCAAAAUUUGCUGAAUAGCUUGAUUCAUGCGCUGCUCCCCUACCAGUGACUGUACGUCCGUGUACGAUCGGUGUGUGCGUGCGUGUGUGAGUGUUUUUGUGCUGUGUGUUUCCAAAAGUAAAGAGUCAAGCAAAAACCCUGCGCCAACAGGGAUAAAGAAAAACAUCCUUUCUGGGCCUACGACCUACACCUGUGCCGGUUCUGGCUGAUCGAAGUACUGCUGAAGCGAAGGUCCCUCGUGACCGUAGCUUUGAGUGCCAUUCAGCGACGGAGAGUAGAGGUACCAUCUCGGAGCUGGUGGGGUGGUGAGGGUUGCAACAAUCUUCAAGCACCAGAAUACAACGCACCAGUGAACCGACCUCUUUGGACGAUCCUUCGUCAGCAUGACGUCUCCACUACCACUGCUGCGCUCGUUUUCGACCGAAAACCAGAACCGUGACUGGAGCAAGCGGUUUUCCUUGCGCAUCAAGCAGAAAAGCAGCAACGAUGGCAAACUGGACUUUGCCUCGUUGCGCAAGAAUAAGUUUGCACGCCGCUGUUCGUCCCUGCGCCAGCAGCCCACCGAGCAGACCACCUCGAGCGUCACGCUCGAGCUGGAGUCGGCCUCGCCGGCACAUUCCAUGACCAUUCACGAGAACAGCUCGCCGAAGAAGCCGAAGUGGGAGGUCAUCGAACACUUCAAAUCGAACGUCCGGGGACAGGAGUCGAUCAGCAGCAGUCUCAUAGCGGCCGGUGUGACAGCGUUCAACCUGGACGAUACCACCUCCAACUACUCUGGCACACCAUCGAUAAGGAAGAAAAGCUUCCAGAUCUACAGCGGUGCAGCAGCCCAGGAAGAGCUGGAACCGCUCAACAACCUGAACAUCAACAACGCGGCCGAGGGCGUGUUCGAUACAUCCCGCUGCUGGAACACGGUCAAAUGUUUGUUCAACGGUGUCAUCUGUUCGCACAAGUUUAAAAAUGUCCAGGUGGAAAUGCUGUACCAGCGGUAUUUUCUUCGCAUGAAUCAAAGCAAUGCGGUUCACAUCGUGUGGCUUCUGUUAGGAUUAAUAUUUAUCUUAGCGCUAAUACAUCUAGUGUUUACGUUCAUCCUGCAGCAGUCGCUGGAGAGCUGCUACGAGUCACCGCUGGAUGGUGUGCCCGGUGGUAUCGGUCAAGAUGCCCAGAUCAACGGUAGUACGCUGGCAGCGAUCGCAUUCGGCAAUGGUAGCAGCUACGAGGACCCGCUCGGGAGUAACCGUACGGAGGAGGUGGAACCACCGGAUCGGCCGGAUCAACAACCGAAGAGAGCCCAACUGGAAAGCCGCACCGAAGAGCAGGGAGCGACCGAAGCCCACCGGCAGAGCGGUUACCGGGGCAACGAAAAGGACGACCCGGGAGGUUUCAGCGACAGCCAAAAGGAGGGUGUACGUUUGCAAAGGACCAGAAGACGCUGGGACGCUGAAUCUGGUACCGUCGUCGUGCUACCUGUUGCUGACGAGCACGAGGAUGACGGGUUCGGUGGGCGUUCGGGGGAUGGCCGAGCAAAGCGAUGGACACGGGGACAUGCAAAUCAUAGAAACAACGUGGACGUUGCAGUAAGCGCCGCUGACAGCGUGCCGCCCAGCCAAGACAACGAGCUACAUCGACAGGACAAUGAUGAACGGAGGCGGAAGUACGGCACGGCAGCGGAAGCGGGCGAGCUGGACGCCGGAAGUGAAGCGUACGGGACGGCGACCAGCACCAGCACCAGCAGCAGCAGCAGCAUCAUCACCACCCCAACGGCCGUGCCUCAGCCGGCCAACGUCAGCAGCGAUUACUCGGAGGACGGUGACAUUCCGCUGUGCAAUCGCGACUACUUUACGCUGCUAAAGGACAACAUGACCCAGAUCAUCGUGCUGGGUGUGUGCGCAACCGUGUACGCGCUGCUGCUGAUGUGCCUGUACAAGCAGCGCAUCAACGAGAUCUACCUGUUCCAGGUGUCGUACGUCAUCAUGGUGACGCUGCUCGUGCUGGACGUCUGCUUCAGCUUUACCACCUCCGCCAAAAAGUUCACCUCUUCCGGCGGGUGCACGGUGAUUGCCAUCUACAUCAUCUACACGAUGCUACCGAUACGCCUGCGGGAAGCGGUCGUCGGUGGAAGUCUGCUGUCCAUCUCGCACAUCGUGCUCAUGUUCUACAUGAACGAGUCCGACGAUAUGGAUGUGCUGUACUGCGAUCUGAUCACGCUGGCCUGCACGAACGCGACCGGCAUACUGCUGCACUGGCCGAAGGAAAAGUCCCAGCGGAAAGCGUUCAUGGAGACGCGGCAGUGCGUCGAGGCGCGGCUCAAGAUACAGCGCGAAAACCAGAAGCAGGAGCAGCUGCUGCUGUCCGUGCUGCCGCGCCACGUCGCGAUGGAGAUGAAGAACGACAUUGCGGGGCAGCCGCGGGAAGCCCAGUUCCACAAGAUCUACAUCCAGCGGCACGAGAACGUGAGCAUACUGUUCGCGGACAUCUGCGGGUUCACCAGCCUGAGCGACCAGUGCACGGCGGAGGAGCUAGUGCGGCUGCUGAACGAGCUGUUCGCCCGGUUCGAUCGGCUCGCCCAGGAGCAUCACUGUUUGCGCAUCAAGCUGCUCGGCGACUGUUACUACUGCGUGUCGGGACUGCCCGAGGCGCGGCCCGACCAUGCCCUGUGUGCGGUCGAGAUGGGCCUGGACAUGAUCGAUGCGAUUGCGCUAGUGCGCGAGGUGAUGGCGGUAAAUGUGAACAUGCGCGUCGGCAUCCACACCGGCCGGGUGCACUGUGGCGUGCUCGGGCUGCGCAAGUGGCAGUUUGACGUGUGGUCGAACGAUGUGACGCUGGCCAACUACAUGGAGAGUGGCGGUGUGCCGGGCCGGGUACACAUUACCAAGGAGACGCUGCGCUGCCUGGGCGACCAUUACGAUGUGGAGGAGGGCCGUGGUGCCGAUCGGAACAGCUACCUGAAGGAUCAUCAGAUACAGACGUAUCUGAUCGUGCCGAAGGAUGCAUCCUACCGGCCGCACACAAUGUCGAAACAGUCCUCGUCGGUAAAUGGGAACAUCUCGAAGGAGCUGCGCAUGAUGGGCCACUGGUCGAAGAUGGGGUUCAAUGACAAAACCGAACCGAAAAGCACCGAGGAGGAGGUGAACGAGUAUCUGAUCAAGGCGAUCGAUGCCCGCAGCAUCGACCGGUUGCGGCUCGACCACUGCAAGCGCUUCCAUCUGACGUUCAUCAAGGACGAGAUCGAGCGCAAGUACUGUCUCGAGCCGGAUCCGAUGCUGAACGUGUACUUCUACUGCAGCAUCAUCAUCUUCCUGGGCAUCACGUCGAUACAGGUGCUGGUGUUUUCCAUGGAUCACUACAGCUACUGGGUGUACGGGAUCCUGUCACUGACACUGCUAGUGUCCUGCGUCCCCGUCUUUACCCGGGAAGAUAUGAAAGUUUCCACCUUCUUUCGUGCAUUGUCACAAAAAAUUCACGGCCACCGUGAGAUAGCUCAAGUGAUAUCGCUCUGCGUCGUCAUAACUGUGAUAUGUUUAUCUUACUACAAACUGACUUUAAUUUUCUAUCUUUCCCUUUACGACGAGUUCCCGCUCGUGCGGCCUAGUAAUUGUAAGGAGUCUAAAAUUAUUAACAUUCUGCUAUUGCUUACCCUGCUUGCCUUACUGACCUGUGCGGUGCAUCAGUUUAUUAAAAUUCUCUUCAAAAUCUUGCUGCUUAUCGUCAUACUCGUGCUGUAUAUUGCGUCCAUCAUCGUGCUGGCGCUGAUCUUCGAGCGGCACUGCGAACCAUGGUUUCUCACGACGGAACGGUUUCUGAUCGACGUCGCGUUUCUGGUCGUGUUCGUGAUCGGCCAAAUUAUGCACAGCCAGCAGACGGAGAUAACGCGCCGGCUCGACUUUAUCUGGAAGCUGCAGGCGACGGAAGAGAAGGAAGACAUGGAGCAUCUACAAGCGUACAACCGGAAGCUGCUGGCCAACAUUCUGCCCGUGCACGUGGCCGACCACUUUCUGAUGCGUGAGAAAAACAUCGAGGAAAUCUACCACGAACAGUGCGACACGGUGUGCGUAAUGUUCGCGUCGAUACCGAACUUUUCCGAGUUCUACAUCGAGCUGGAAGGGAACAACGAGGGGGUCGAGUGUUUGCGCCUGCUCAACGAAAUCAUCGUCGACUUUGACGAGCUGCUCGGGCUGGAGCGGUUCCGGUACGUGGAGAAAAUCAAAACGACCGGCUCCACGUACAUGGCCGCGUCCGGGCUGACCGCGAACAGCUGCGAUAAGAACGACUUCCAGCACGUGUUCGCGAUGAUGGACUACGCGCUCGAGCUGUUCCAGAAGAUCACGGACGUCAACGAGCAUUCCUUUAACAACUUCCGGAUGCGUAUCGGCAUCAACAUCGGCCCGGUAGUGGCCGGGGUGAUUGGCACCCGGAAACCACAGUACGACAUCUGGGGCAAUGCGGUCAACGUCGCGUCGCGGAUGGACUCGACUGGCCUGAUGGACCACAUCCAGGUGACGGAGGACGUGUACCAGAUAGUGAAGGACAAGGGCUACAACCUGACGUGCCGUGGGACGGUCAACGUGAAGGGCAAGGGUACGAUGAUCACCUACCUGAUGCCGGGACUGGCGAAGGAACCUAGCAACUAGGAGGGUUAAAAUGGGAGGGUUUUUGGUUGUUGUUGUUGUUGUUGCUGUAAGUUUCCCUAUUCUAUCCUCGAGCACACUGGGCACCGUGUUUCAAGUAUUUGAACAGUACAUAUCAACACAAAGCUCUGUUUGGAGAUAGAAAGAGAGCGAACCACAAAUUGUUCUCCUGUGUGUUUAGUAAAUGUUACUAUGUUACUUUGCAGAGCAUAGGUUGAUCCUGUUUUGCUGAGAUGCGAGUUGAGGGUAGUCGAAAUGAUAUGGAUCGUACAGUAUAGGGUUAGUGUAGCGAUUUCGAGCACCUUUACACCUCUCCGUAGAUCCGCAGGCCUUCGAACGUGACAUCGAACUUUGACCACCCAACCAAGAGAAGGGUUGCAUUGUGUGCGAAAUGGCAAUCUCAUCCCAAGUUUUUUUUCUCAAAAUCAUUUCGAUCUUAUUCUUUCCCAAUAGAUGCUGAAAGAAUCGGUCUUAUCGCUUCUUUGAUUCGGGACGCCAGAAAUGCCCCUCCU
Messenger RNA from Anopheles merus, 5827 nucleotides. Its product is annotated as adenylate cyclase type 6. Gene Ontology annotation, cellular component: plasma membrane. Gene Ontology annotation, molecular function: adenylate cyclase activity. Gene Ontology annotation, biological process: adenylate cyclase-inhibiting G protein-coupled receptor signaling pathway; intracellular signal transduction; adenylate cyclase-activating G protein-coupled receptor signaling pathway. The record is from RefSeq and is a predicted model, not a curated record. Lineage: Eukaryota; Metazoa; Arthropoda; Insecta; Diptera; Culicidae. The transcript is spliced from 19 exons. The coding region runs from base 1071 to 5318 and encodes 1415 amino acids.